Prunus mume (Japanese apricot) is the source of this 2201-nucleotide messenger RNA. Its product is annotated as protein SIEVE ELEMENT OCCLUSION B-like. Lineage: Eukaryota; Viridiplantae; Streptophyta; Magnoliopsida; Rosales; Rosaceae. Gene Ontology annotation, biological process: phloem development. The record is from RefSeq and is a predicted model, not a curated record.
AUGCUAGGCGACCUCGCAAAAAAUUUGUUUCUUAGAGUUGAGACUAGCCUGUUUUCCAUGUCUGAUAAGAAAAUCUUGGACCAAAUUUAUGCAACUCAUUAUGUCAAUGUUGAUACUUCCUUUGAUGAGGAUUCUCUUUUCGAAAUUGUUGAAAACAUCCUCAAGCAUGCAAUCCAAACUGUCGACAAAAUUGUGCAGGGUACCCAAGUGCAUGAGGAAAACAUAGAGGAGAAGCCCCUCAUGGCCAACUUCAGUACACCAUUGUGCAUACUUAAGUCCAUAGCCAGCGAGAUGCAAUGCAAACCUCCUGGUGAGAAAGUUGCCCAUGAAACUGCCCUUGUAAUACUGAACAAGCUGUCAAACUAUUCAUGGGAAGCAAAGGCAGUGCUGACUCUGGCAGCUUUUGCUAUGGAAUAUGGGGAGUUCUGGCUCCUUGCCCAGGCUCAGGAAUCGGACCGACUUGCCAAAUCAAUUUCAAUCCUGAAGAGAGUCCCUUUCCUCCUCAAGCCCUCAAACCUGCAAAAAAGAAGGCAAGCAGUGGUUGAGCUUAACAACUUGAUCAAGGUUACAAUGCAAGUUAUCGGGAUCUUCGAUCAGUUUGAAAAGCUUUCCAGUUACGAUCCAAGGGAUGUGCCGGAGUUGGCAUUAGCAAUGGAACAUAUUCCAGUGGAUGCAUAUUGGGCUAUUUUGACUCUUGUUGCUUGCGCAACUAAGGUCACUAUUCUCACCAGUGAUGAGGACAAGGAGCAUGACCUAGUCCCAUACGCUCAAAAAAUCCAUUUCAUCCUGAACAAGCUUAACGUACAGCUGAAAAUUUGUAGAAAACAAGUUGAGGACGCAGAAGCUUACCGGAGGAUAAGGAAAAUCUUUCGAACUCCUACUGAAAUCAAGGAGGUUUUCAAGGCCCUGAUCUUUAGCAAAGACAAUGUUCAGCCACUGAUUGAUGGUUCUACUGAACAAACGGUUGAUAUCGACAUCCUGAGGAAGAAAAACAUACUCCUAUUCCUUUCAAGCCUAGAUAUCACUGAUGAUGACAUUUCUAUCCUCAAACCCAUUUAUGAGUUCACUAAGAAAGAGGACCAGCAUAAGAUUGUGUGGAUUCCAAUCGUCGAGCAGUGGACCAAUGAGCUGCGAAAGAAGUUCGAGACCCUGAGGAUCAAGAUGCCGUGGUACACAGUGCAGAUCUCUGCACCCAUAGCUGGUAUCAGGUUCAUCAAGGAGGAGUGGAACUUCAAGGGUAAGCCUACAUUGGUGGUGAUGAGCCCACAAGGAAAGGUUGAACAUUCCAACGCAUUCCACAUGAUUCGGGUAUGGGGGCCCAAGGCCUUCCCUUUCACAGAAGCAAGAGAGAAAGAAAUCUCAAAGUCUCUUCAAUGGUUUGGCAAUUUAAUCAGAGAGAUUUAUCCGACUCUACCCGACUCUAAAGAGGAUGAGUACAUUUUCUUCUAUGGAGGCAAAGACAAAGACUGGAUCAAACAAUUCAAAGAGAAAGCAACUGCUCUUGCAAAUGAUCUCAUCUUGAAGGAAGCAAAGAUUAACAUAAAGUUGUUUUGUGUGGGGAAAGACAGCAAGGGAGAAGAUGACUUUGGCAUUCUAUGGCGCUUCUGGACCGGAAUAGAAAGCCUGUUCCACACCAAGAUACACAAGCAGGCCGACUCAGCCACGCUAGAUAUCCAAAAGCUACUUUCUUACAAAAAUGAAAGUGGAUGGGCUGUGCUCAGCAAGGGGUCUUCUUUGGUUGUCGCCGGUCAUGGUAUCUCAAUUUUGAAGGUGACAGAGGACUUUGACAAAUGGAAGGGACAAGUGAGAGAGAAAGGCUUUGAGUUUUGUUUCACGACAUACUAUGCGAAGAUUGGCUUUACACCUUGCUGCCGCCUUGAUAUUCCAGGCUCUACCGGGAAGGUCCCGGACACAAUGAAAUGUCCCGAUUGCAACCGUAGCAUGGAGACUUUUAUCAGUUACAAGUGCUGCCACAUUGAUGCUCCUAAUGUGCAUCAUUAAGUUCUGGGUUUCGUUCUUUUAGUACCACUGCUAGGCAGUGAAUAUUAUGCUAGAAUAAAAGGGUAUCUAAUUUCCCAUUCCUGUAAUGUGGAGUACAGAUUGUGUAAUUGUUCUAUUAUGUUUCUUUCGGCCAGAUUAUUCAUGGCAGUCUUUGUGAUGUUAAUGUUUUAUUGGUUAAUAAUGUAUUGAAUAAUUUCAAU